AUUUUUGAAACGAAAAGUCGGACUUCAAAUAGUCAAAAUAGUCUCAGACGGCGCGCGGUGGCCUACUCGCCGACGGGCCGCAGUUUGUGAGGUUGGCAGCCCGUGUCCAGCGCGGCGCGCUCCCUGGCGGCGGUUUUUCCAACCCGCCACGAAUUCAGUUGCCGUUAGGCCGCCCAGAGAGAUGGCGGCAGUGUCAGAUCGGGCUUGUCACUGAGCGUAACGUUCCACCUUCCCUCUUCGUGUCGUUGCGCGUUGUCGUCUCGUCCGACGCGAGUCAAUGCCGGCCCAAAGACUAGUGGACAGACAUUCCCUGAAAAUCCUCAACAUGGAGUCCGCCGGCAUCCCGUCCAACAACUCCCAUCAGCAGCUCAUGUCGGCCGUGGAGGAUAACGACAGUGGUCUUGAGUCCACAGCUGCCUCGUCGCUCGUGUCAAUCCCCGGAGAAAGGAGCAAGAUGCACGUCUCCUGUGGGGGCGUCACGCUGGGGCAGUGGGUGACCAUGGCCAUCCUCUGCUUCGUCAACCUCAUCAACUACAUGGACCGCUACACCAUAGCGGGCGUUUUGGACGAUAUUAAAACGGCGUUCGACAUUGAUGACGACAAAGCAGGGCUUCUUCAGACUGCUUUUGUUGUGAGCUACAUGGUCUUCGCCCCCAUCUUUGGAUACCUGGGCGACAGAUACAACAGGAAAUACAUCAUGGCUGGGGGAGUGCUGAUGUGGAGUUUGACCACUUUAGCCGGAUCAUAUAUGAAUAGCUAUGGCUCAUUUAUAUUAUUCAGAUUGUUUGUUGGUAUUGGUGAGGCAAGUUACUCAACAAUAGCCCCUACUAUUAUUAGCGACAUGUUCGUCAAAGAAAAACGUUCCCACAUGCUAGCACUCUUCUACUUUGCUAUCCCAAUUGGCAGUGGAUUGGGAUACAUUGUGGGAGCACACAUGGCCAGUUCAUUGGGAAGUUGGCAUUGGGCCCUGCGACUUACUCCUGCUCUUGGCAUUGCCUCGGUGCUCCUCAUUCUGUGCUUGUUGGAGGAACCUGUGCGUGGCGAAAGUGAGGGCACACGUGUAGAAGCCUCCCACAAUACGUGGUGGGAGGACCUAAAGCUGCUUUUCACCAACAAAUCUUUCAUGCUAUCAACAGCUGGGUUCACCUGUGUUGCUUUUGUGACCGGUGCACUCGCAUUCUUUGGCCCCAGUUUCCUUAUUCUUGGAUUUAAACUUAUCCCUGGUGAUGACAGCGCCAAAGAAGAUGUAUCAUUCAAGUUUGGUGUGGUUGCCAUGCUUUCUGGGCUCAUAGGCGUUCCGCUGGGCCCGUUCCUGUCCCAGCUCCUGCGAUCAAGAUACUCUCGCAUUGAUCCUCUAAUUUGUGCAGCUGGGUUGAUCAUAAGUGCUCCUAUCUGUUUCUUUGCCAUUUUGUCACCGACAACAAACAAAACCUUGUGCUAUGCACUCAUAUUCACGGCAGAACUUUUCCUGAACUUGAAUUGGUCUAUUGUUGCUGAUAUUCUAUUGUAUGUUGUGCCCCCUUCACGGAGAUCAUCAGCUGAGGCCUACCAAAUAUUGUUUUCACAUGCCCUCGGUGAUGCCAGCAGUCCUUUCUUGAUUGGUUUGGUCUCAAAUAACUUAAAGAAGAUUCUUAAUCCAGAUUCAUUUACCAUUCCUACCAAUACUUCGGUGCCAGUUACUUCCUCUGAUGUAGUAGAUUUCCAUAGCAUGCAGUAUGCUCUGUUCAUCACAUGCUUCAUUGAGGUGUUAGGGGGACUAUUUUUCCUUCUAAAUGCUAUCUACAUCAGAAGGGACAAAGAAGAGGCAGAAAAGGAGGCUUCAUGUGAUGCACUUCCCGAGCCAACCCACUUCAUAGCCAAUGACCCAAGAGAGAAAUAGGACUUAAGUAGUUAAUUUGUAAGUUUUAAAUUUGGCCUAAGCUGUAAGAUGUGAUAACACGCUUUUUAAACUAAAUCCCAGAGUAGCCAAAUUUAAUACUUAUCUGAAUUUUUUAAUAUCUAGUUCAUCUAGUAGAUAGUAAUGGAUUUGCUCAUACAAAGUUGCGACUUGAUUUUACAAGGCUUGCAAACCUUGAUUUUUAAAUUCAAAACCAGUGCCUCAUGAAGAAAAAAAAAACACCACACCUCUGAACCUGUGUUGAGAAUGUACUGAGCUGUACUGUAAUAGAUUUAGAAAUGUUACCAAACUGAUGUUUAAAAUGAUAGUAUAAACUUCUAUGUUGUAUCUUCCUUAGUUUUUAAAUGUCUGAAAGUUUAAGACUGAUAAGCAGCCAUUAGAAAGUUAAAAAAAAUGGUUUGAAUGGGGGCACAAAUGCAGUCCUGUGAUAAUCUUGUAGCAAAGCUUUUUGCCACUUUUUUAUCUUGAAAAAAAAGAAAAGAAGUUGUUUGUACUUGAUGUAUGGCCAUUAUUUAUUGAGCAUUCGUGUGUUUUUAAUAUUGGAAUUUUAGGUCAAAAUGUCACCAAACAUUACUAAAUUUUAACAUUGUUUGUGUGUAUGCAUGUGUGCGUGUGCUGUGUACUAUGUUAGAAGGGGUGGGAUGGGGUGGGUGGGUGUCGCUGCUGACUUUCUCAUUCUGUUGUAAGGGUACCUUUAUCCAUUUUCUCUGAAAGUUGUGAUAGGUAUGGAUAUAGGUGUAUAGUAAUUGUUUUAUAUUUUUAAUGUACAUAAUGUUGUGUUAUAUUUAUUGAGUCUUUUAUAAGAGGAGUCUUAAAUUGGACAAUACUAAAUCUCUAUGAAACCAUAACUGUCCUAUAUUUAUUUAAUGCAUUGCAUUUUUAGAUUGAACAUUUUGAUGUUUUUAGAACUUUUUAGCUCUUUUUCUUUGUCAACUAUGAUAGUAGUUAUGUACAAGAGUAAUUUAUCCAGAAUAUAGGUGCCAAUAACUUCUUCCAUGUAGAAGUUUUUAAAAGUAUUUUCUGCACCAAAGUCUCUUUGUUUUGUUGUGUAUUUCUUGAUUUUUAUUAAAUUAACUUUAUAUUUUGUUAGCUUCAUGUUUUGCUUUGUGGUACAGGGGGUCAGUCAAAGAUGACACUUUAGCUGAUCGUAUCUCAAGCAAAAUGUUUAUUCUUCCAAAUUUUCAUAGAGGUCUCUCAGUUCUGUUCCAUUAGUAACAUUCCUCAAUACCUGGAUAAGCAGAAGUGAUGUGACUCUGAGCAGAACACUUCAUCCUUGUGUGUAGUCAACCGAAGGUUUGCACUGAAUUCUUGCACAUUGUUUUCAUUUACAUUUUGUAUUUGCCUCUCCUGUGCCGUUUGAACAACUGUCAGGAUUCCUAAUCCGUCCAAAUUAGCACAUUCUAAGUUCUGAGAUAGUUGAAGGAUGUUCAUUUUGAAUAUUAAUUACAUCCAAGUAUUAGAACUGAUUCUUCCACUUAUUUCGGAAACUUAUUCAGCGGCAAAAAUGUGAAAGUUGUCACAAUUUGUGUUUGAGAAACCUUCUGCUGGACAGAAAGGAAUCUGCACUCCAAUUUUCCAUCAGUCAUUUUCAUAUAGCAAGGUAAACACAGGUGUUUUUCCAUAAGCCUGUAUGAUUUAUGAAGCCUGUAAUCGAACAUCACUGUGUUUUAUCUUCACUCUCUCUUAGCCUCUAUUUAUAACUUGUUUGUUAAAGUUGAGAAAUAGAGGUAGUGUUCGUUUGGACAUCGACUGUUAUGUGAUUUUAACUAUCAUCAAUUUCAUCACCAUCUGAAAGCAGACUCAUUUACUCAUGUCAGCCCAAAGCAAAUAAACUAUAUUUGUUGACUUA
This is a messenger RNA of Thrips palmi, 3746 nucleotides long. RefSeq names its product protein spinster (gene spin). The record is from RefSeq and is a predicted model, not a curated record. Gene Ontology annotation, molecular function: transmembrane transporter activity. Lineage: Eukaryota; Metazoa; Arthropoda; Insecta; Thysanoptera; Thripidae. Gene Ontology annotation, biological process: transmembrane transport. Bases 278 to 1879 code for a protein of 533 amino acids. The transcript is spliced from 9 exons. Gene Ontology annotation, cellular component: membrane.